Messenger RNA from Ceraceosorus guamensis, 800 nucleotides. RefSeq names its product ubiquitin-like protein. The transcript is spliced from 2 exons. NCBI's taxonomy places the organism in Eukaryota, Fungi, Basidiomycota, Exobasidiomycetes, Ceraceosorales, Ceraceosoraceae. The coding region runs from base 86 to 376 and encodes 96 amino acids. Gene Ontology annotation, molecular function: protein tag activity; ubiquitin-like protein ligase binding. The record is from RefSeq and is a predicted model, not a curated record. Gene Ontology annotation, cellular component: nucleus; septin ring. Gene Ontology annotation, biological process: protein sumoylation.
GCGCUGGUCAUCAUCCACGCUACUGUGCCAAAGUCUCACCAACCCAAAACCAAAAUCACGCCCACUCACACCCAAAUCUGAACACAUGGCCAUGUCAGACAACGAAGCGCCCGCACCCAAGCCCGAGGGCGGUGAGCAGCUGAACAUCAAGGUGAAGGAUGGAGAUGGCAACGAGGUCUUUUUCAAGGUGAAGCGCAACACCAAGUUGGGCAAACUUCGUCGUGCCUAUGCCGAUCGUAUGGGCAAGCCAGAGAACACUGUCCGUUUCAUUUUUGAUGGACAACGUGUCCAGGAUGAUGACACUGCCGAGUCCCUCGAGAUCGAGGACCAAGAUGAGAUCGACGCCAUGGUGGAGCAACUUGGCGGUCAUUGCUAGCUCUGGCGCACAUGGACAAGAAGGGAUGAUGCGCACUUCCCAUCAAUACUCUUCAGUAAUCACGACACAGAAGUGCAGGGUACUGCAUAGGCUCGGAGGGCGAGUAUGAUGGGGUCUUUAGUCGUCGAGCACCGAUGGGCGCCAUAUCAACCAGUCAGCCGACUACAAGAGGCGUGGAUGGAUGCCUUUCUUGCGCUUCAAGCCCAUCCUCGAACGACUCGUAGCCAUCACCAACAAGUCGUGCGCCACAGUCCCUAAACACCAGAGUGCAACAUCUCCACACACAGACUCGCCCCCGUCUCUGCACAAAUUCUUCAUCCCACACUCAUCUCUCGUCAUUCGCCCUCGUCCCCUCCUUCAAUGUACCAUCACGCCCGCUCUCCCGCAAUCUCACCAGCAAUGUGAGGUCUCAUCGUGACGGCCG